This is a messenger RNA of Mercenaria mercenaria, 1086 nucleotides long. RefSeq lists its product as uncharacterized. Bases 1 to 1086 code for a protein of 361 amino acids. Lineage: Eukaryota; Metazoa; Mollusca; Bivalvia; Venerida; Veneridae. The transcript is spliced from 9 exons. The record is from RefSeq and is a predicted model, not a curated record.
AUGUGUAUUGAAAAAUUUACAAAUGUUAUAAACGAGGUUGCUAAACCAUUGUUUAGUAAAAAUAUAAAAAGCCCUCGUUGCGACUGUACCGGAGACAAGACACUUGACUCUAGCGAACAGUCGUGUAAUAAAUACACAGAAUGCAAGUUCAGUAAACCACCAUUCAAUGAAUGCAAGUACAAUGAACCACCAUUAAAUGAAUGCAAGUUCAAUAAACCACCAUUCAAUGGUAAGAUUGUAGGAAACAUGAACUGUGUUGGUGACCGCAUACAGUAUAUAUGUGAUUCAGGAUAUGAGGUACCAAAAGAAUCUGAAUAUGCCGUUUGUCAACCUGACGGAAAAUGGAGUGUGAUUGUCGACAAAUGCACAAAAAUUAAAGAGACAAAUGUUGCCCUAGGGAAAAAAACUGCCAUGUCAAGCGAAUUCAAUGGUUACAUUGGAAACAAAGGCGUAGAUGGCAAUACAAACCAAGGUAUUGACAAAGGAUCUUGCUUUCAUACUGACAAGGAAACAAACCCAUGGUGGCGAGUCGAUCUCGGAGCUAUGUAUCAUAUUGUCAGUGUAACAUUAUUCAAUCGAAUUGAUGUCUGCGAGACUGGCGGAUGCAAUCAUCGGGCUAAUGACUUGAGGUUGGGUAUUGGGACGACACUGGAGUCUAUGAACAUUGUUGGCACUGUGCCAGAUCAGAUUGACGAUAUUCAUACGUUCAGUUUUCCUAAGGGUAAACAAGCAAGAUACGUUCAAGUGUCACUCGAAGGAGAAAAAACUCUGCAUCUUUGCGAAGUGCAGGUGUUUGGAUUUCCAAUUGAAGAGACAAAUGCUGCCCUAGGGAAACAGACUGCCAUGUCAAGCAUAGCUCUCGGUCACGAUGGAGCUAAAGGCGUAGAUGGCAAUACUAACCAAGAUUUGCACGAAGGAUCUUGCUUUCAUACUAAUAAUGAAAUAAACCCGUGGUGGCGAGUCGAUCUUGGAGCUAUGUAUCAUAUUGUCAAUGUAACAUUAUUCAAUAGAAUUGAUAGUGUCUGCGAGACUGGCGGAUGCAUUCAGAUGCGAAGACAUUAUAUCACAAGAGCGCCAUUCGAGUGA